GCGCGUGGAUUGGUCCAUGAGCGUGGGCGGAAUCUUCCAGGGGCUUGCUCUUGAAGGCUCACGGAGAGCGAGUUUCGUCAUGAGCGAUCAACAGGACAGUAUGGCCACCACUGUUGCUGUCAGUCCCAGCGAGUAUCUCCAGCCCUCUGCCACUUCCUCUCAAGACUCCCAGCCCUCCCCACUCGCCCUCCUGGCCGCCACCUGCAGUAAGAUUGGUCCCCCUGCCGCUCAGGUCCCUGUCAGCGCCCCUCCUGCCCAACCCCAACCUCGCCGUCUCCUCCCCAUCAAGCCCGCCCCCAUCGCCCCCGCCCCUCCCAAAAACCUGGGCUUCCUGUCCGCUAAAGGAAAUGUGAUCCAGCUGCCAGCGGGCCUGGGCUCCAACAGCCCCGGCACCCCCAUCGUCCUCACCAUCCAGCAGAGCCCUGGCCGCUCGAAUCAAACAUCCAACAUCCAGUACCAGGUGAUGCCGCAGCUGGGAGGCACACAGACCAUCCAGAUGAUGCAGCAGGGCGGACAGAUCCAGCUCAUCCCGGGUACCAACCAGGCCAUCAUCACCACGCCCAUGACGGUUCCCCAGCCGCAGCCCGCUACCGCGCCCAUCACCCCACAGAAGACGGUGGCCAUCAAGCCGUCCCCCAGGGGACGGAAACCCAAUGCAGCCAACGUGGUGCGGCUGCCCAGCGGGCUCAUGCUGCCCCUCAACGUAGCCACCGGAGAGGAGCCAGCGGCAGCUCCUCCCCCUCCAACGAAGGGCAGACGAGGAAGGAAGAAGCUGGUGGCAGCAGCCCCUCCACCACAGACCACCUCUCCGCCCCCCGAGCAGAUGGAGACGAUAUUGUUAGAAGCCGGGGAGAAUAUUAUUCAGGCGGGUAACCAGCUCCUGAUCGUGCAGAACACCGGGUCGGGCCAGCAGCAGCUGGUGCAGUUGGUGCAGCAGAAACAGGAGCAGCAGGUGGUCCAGAUCCCCCAGCAGGCCCUGAAGGUGGUGCAGGCCGCCUCCGCCACCCUGCCUCAGGUCCCCCAGAGACAGCCUGCACCCAGCCUGCAGCCAGAGCCCACUCAGCUGCUGAUCAAAACGGCAUCAGGCGAAUGGCAGACUGUGCAGCUCCAGGAAACCACAGUUUCCACGCCCUCCGGCAUGGUCACCACCACCCUAUCGUCCGUGGGGGCCACCAAGAGAACACUGGCGGGGGGCAGGAAGGAGAGGACCCUACCAAAAAUAGCUCCGGCGGGGGGGAUGAUAGCGUUGAACGCGGCCCAGCUCUCCUCAGCGGGCCAGGCCGUGCAGACUAUAAACAUCAACGGGGUCCAGGUGCAAGGAGUGCCCGUCACCAUCACCAAUGCAGGAGGGCAGCAGCACCUGACAGUGCAGACGGUGCAGGGCGGUGCCCUCCAGCUGGGCGGCGUGACCUCCCAGGGCCACCAGGUGCAGAUGGAGCAGACUCUGGCUCUGGAGUUGCAGGGCCAGCCUGGGGAGAAGAAACGCCGCAUGGCCUGCACCUGCCCCAACUGUAAGGACUCGGUGUGCAGGCCCGGCGAGGUAGGGAAGAGGAAGCACAUCUGUCACAUCCCGGGCUGCGAGAAGACGUUCCGGAAAACGUCACUCCUCCGGGCCCACGUGCGCCUGCACGACCGCGAGCGGCCCUUCGUCUGCAACUGGGUCUUCUGCGGCAAACGCUUCACGCGCAGCGACGAGCUGCAGAGGCACGCCAGGACACACACAGGAGACAAGCGCUUCGAGUGCAACCAGUGUCAGAAACGGUUCAUGAGGAACCAUCUCACGAAGCAUGACAAAACA
Molecule: messenger RNA, 1798 nt
Organism: Salvelinus sp. IW2-2015
Lineage: Eukaryota; Metazoa; Chordata; Actinopteri; Salmoniformes; Salmonidae
Gene: sp2
Product: sp2 transcription factor
Biological process (GO): regulation of transcription by RNA polymerase II
Molecular function (GO): DNA-binding transcription factor activity, RNA polymerase II-specific; RNA polymerase II cis-regulatory region sequence-specific DNA binding
Source: RefSeq, a predicted model, not a curated record